This is a messenger RNA of Anguilla rostrata (American eel), 4159 nucleotides long. RefSeq names its product protocadherin gamma-A4-like. The transcript has a single exon. The coding region runs from base 1747 to 2706 and encodes 319 amino acids. Gene Ontology annotation, molecular function: calcium ion binding. Gene Ontology annotation, biological process: homophilic cell-cell adhesion. Gene Ontology annotation, cellular component: plasma membrane. NCBI's taxonomy places the organism in Eukaryota, Metazoa, Chordata, Actinopteri, Anguilliformes, Anguillidae. The record is from RefSeq and is a predicted model, not a curated record.
AUGCCGAGGCGGGGAGGUAAGGAAGAGGGAGCGGUCUUUGCGGUCACCGGGCUAUCGCUAAGGAGGCAUGUACGGUUCUCCUUGUUCGUGUUUUUCUUGAACGCUGUUUGUGGUCAGAUUCGAUAUUCCAUACCAGAGGAGAUGAAAAUGGGCUUGUUAGUUGGGGAUGUUGCAAAGGAUUUAGGUUUAGAUCUUAAAAGGUUGUUUUCUGGCCAUGCGAGGCUGGUUAUUGACGGUCGGAAACAGUACCUGGAACUGAACAAAGAAUAUGGGCAGUUGGUGGUUAGAGAAAGGAUUGACAGAGAAGAGCUGUGUGGACAGAAAUCUCCCUGCAGUUUCAGUCUCGAGAUGGUUCUGGAAGACCCUCUGGAGUUGUAUGUCAUCACCAUCCAAGUCCAGGACAUCAAUGACAAUUCGCCCGCAUUUUCAGAAAAAGAAAUCCGGUUGAAUAUUAGCGAGUCCGCUUUAAUCGGGACCCGCUUCCUAUUAGAUAGCGCCGUGGACCCAGACGUGGAUGUAAAUUCUCUGCAGAGCUAUACACUCAAACCUGCAGAUAAUUUUGUUCUGAAGCAGCACAGCCAUCCGGAUGGCACUAAAUAUGCUGAAAUGGUGUUGCAGACGCCGUUAGACAGAGAAAAUCAGGACAAACUUUCUCUAAUAUUGACCGCGGUCGAUGGGGGCAACCCGCAGAUGUCGGGGACAGUUAGAAUGCUCGUCACAGUGCUGGAUGCAAACAAUGCCCCGGUUUUCUCGGAGGAAAUAUACAGAGCUGUACUGGCUGAAAGUACUCCGAAAGGGACUUUGGUGACCACAGUAAACGCGGUGGACGCAGACGUAGGUUUGAAUGGAAACGUCACGUACGCAUUCACGCAUGCUGAUGAGAGCGUUCGACGGAGGUUUCAGUUAAAUUCAAAUACUGGAUAAAUCAGAGUAGCGGGUCAAACAGACUACGAGCUAGUGAAUCAGUAUGAAAUAAAUAUACAGGCACAUGACACCUGGGGGCUGACCGGCUCUUGUAAACUCGUUAUUGAAAUGAUGGACGUGAACGAUAAUAGCCCCCAAAUAACUAUGACGUCAUUCUCUGGGAAGAUUGCUGAAGACUCAACGCCAGGUACAGUCAUAACGUUAAUCAGUGUUCAGGACUUAGACUGUCGUAAAAACGGUCAGGUCCAUUUGUAUAUUGACCAAAGCCUUCUCUUUAAAAUAAAGUCAUCACUCAGAAACAACAUGCUGGUGACCGACGCGGUUUUAGACCGGGAAAAGAUCUUGAAGUACAACAUUACAAUUUCUGCCGUUGACAAGGGGUUGCCUUCGCUCUCUAGCAAGAAAUCUGUUAUCCUGGAAAUUACUGAUAUUAAUGACAACACGCCAGAUUUUGAACAAAACGCGUACAGCUCUCGGGUGAUGGAGAACAAUCCCCCUGGAAUGUCUGUUCUCGCGGUUUGAGCGACGGAUCCUGACUGGGGUCAAAAUUCGCAGGUCACUUAUUAUCUUAUUAACAGCGCAGUAAACGGAAUCCCAGCUUCUGAUUACUUUUCUGUUAACUCAGAGAAUGGAAUAAUUCACUCCGUGCAUUCACUUGACUUUGAACAAAUCAAAGAAUUUCAAAUCUAUGUUAGGGCACAGGAUGGAGGUUCACCACCACUUAGCAGUAAUGCAGCAGUUGUGAUUUAUAUCCAAGACCAGAACGACAACGCGCCUCAGAUCCUCUACCCAGUACAGACUGGCGUCUCUCUGGUGGCUGAAAUGGUGCCUCGUUCAGCAGAUGUCGGCUAUCUUGUCACUAAAGUGGUCGCUGUUGAUGUGGACUCUGGACAGAACGCCUGGCUCUCAUAUAAGCUGCUGAAAGCUGCAGACAGGGCGCUGUUUGAAGUGGGCUUGCAGAAUGGAGAAAUAAGAACUGUACGCCCGGUCACUGAUAAAGAUGCUGUGAAACAGAGACUUGUUGUUGUAGUGGAGGACAACGGGCAGCCCUCUCGCUCGGCUACAGUUAAUGUUAACGUGGCGGUGGCCGACAGCUUCCCGGAAGUGCUCUCGGAAUUCACGGACUUUACGCACGAUAAGGAUUACAACGACAACCUGACUUUUUAUUUAGUCUUGGCCUUGGCUGUAGUUUCCUUCCUCUUCAGCUCAUCUUUAGUAGUUAUUAUAUCAGUAAAAGUCUACAGAUGGAGACGAUCUCGCAUCUUCCAUCAGUCCAAUCUCCCGGUUAUUCCGUAUUACCCACCCCAUUACGCAGACGCUGGAGGGACAGGAACCCUCCAGCACGUGUACAAUUACGAGGUGUGCAGGACAACUGACUCGCGGAAGAGUGACUGUAAGUUCCUCAGGCCCUGUAGUCAGAGCGUGCUGAUGGUGGACCCCUGUUGUACAGACACCAUGCAGCACACGAUGAAGGAGAAAAACAUUCUGGAUGCAUUAGACUCUACUGAACAGGUGAGAUUUGGGUUAUUUUCCUUCUGUUUUUCAGAUUUCACACUUGAUAUCCAGGCCAUAAUCCAUAACUUUAUUUUCAUGUUUAGUUCCACAGUUGUGCAGUUGUGUGAUUUUUGCACCAGGUGGAGGUGUGGUGGUGAUGUGUUUACACAAAUAUUUUUUCUCACCUUGGUCUAUUGUGUUCCUAAAGGCUUUUCCUGUUUUAGAAGUUCUCCAGUCUCAGGGCUGGUGUAUGGAUUUCAGCACCAUUUACAUACACCUUUUAUUUAGUCUUGGCCUUGGCUGUAGUUUCCUUCCUCUUCGUCUUAUAAAAACAGAACUGAGGACUAAGCACUGCGUAUGAUGGAAAUACUAUUGGGCAGAAAAAUGCUGGGGAGGAGCAGUAAUGUCUACAGAAGCAAUUGAGUGUCUGUUAAAAGGAGGAGCAGCAGAAAUGUUGAACUGAGCAGUUGUGGUUGAGUAUCUUUGUUUAAAGGAGGAGCAGCAUGUUGAACUGUAGCAGUUGAGUAUCUUUGUUUAAAGGAGGAGCAGCAUGUAGAACUGAAGCAGUUGAGUAUCUUUGUUUGAGAAGGAUCAGCAUGUUGAACUUUAGCAAUUGUGUAUCUUUUUUUGAGGAGGUGCAGCAUGUUGAACUGUAGCAGUUGAGUAUCUUUGUUUGAGGAGGUGCAGCAUGUUGAAUUGAAGCAGUUGCAUGUCUUUGUUUGAGGAGGAGCAGCAUGUUGAACUGUAGCAAUUGAGUAUCUUUGUUUGAGGAGGUGCUGCAUGUUGAACUGAAGCAGUUGUGGUUGAGUAUCUUUGUUUAAGGAAGAGCAGCAGCAUGUUGAACUGUAGCAGUUGAGUAUCUUUGUUUGAGGAGGUGCUGCGUGUUGAACUGAAGCAGUUGUGGUUGAGUAUCUUUGUUUAAAGGAGGUGCAGGUCUAUUCUAAUGUAUCCCAGCACUGUUCUUCCUGGGCCUGAGCCCUGUGACUGUCUGAUUGGGCCUGGGGCUCCUGCUCACUGCACUGGUGCUGUACACACCGUGUCGCUGUGACCUUCACUCUGUGCAGUCUGGCUGCACACUCAUCAUUUACUCAAGAGCUUUGCUUCUUCGGUUUCCUCCACAUGUUUGGGGUGAGUGUGUGUACAGUGCAAAACAAACACAACUAAUGAGAAACUAAAAAUAAGAAUUUGGAAAAAGACAUCAGCCAUUUUCCUGUGAUUGAAAAAUGACUUGGAUAGGAAGCAAAAUUGAUAGUGUGCAUUAAGAUUAGCAAGAUGAAAAACACAGAAGAGUGGAAAACAACAGAUGAGAAACUAUAUUAGAAUAAUAUUUAUAUUGUGAUGAGUUGCUUUAUUUCGUUUAUAAGCGUGGCAGUUGCCAGAAACACUGUGUUCGAGAGCGGAGUUUUAUGAAGCAGUUCCUGCAGUUAUUCCAGUCUGGUCGCUGCGGUAACGAGCUGCUGUCCGUCUCCGUGGUGCUGAAAUGGAGCGCGAGCGCUCCCUGCUUGUACAGCAGAGCGAGUGAGCGCGAGUCCAGAACAGGCGGUCUGUUACUCGGAUAUAAAUACAUCACCCAACUGACUGAGAUAGAACUGCAAUUAGGCUUAAUAAAUAGCUAAAUUCCACCCGUACGUGUUUGAUUUUUUUUUAUUUUCAGUUAAAUGUAAUUCUUUAAAAUAUCCUGUUAUUUUGUUUAUUAAACGUGGAUGGCAUAUAAAUCUGUAUACAUCAACAAUAAUAAAUA